AUGAAGAGGGCUCAACAGUUUCCGGGGAGAACUCUUCGGAGUCAUGUGAGCCUUCGAUGGGUCUCUUCAUCCCCCUUUCCACUACCGACGGAGGCAACAACUGUGCGCACAAAGGGGUAUGGACCCACAAAGGAUCUUCUAAAGGGUCUUGACACCUCAAAAGGACUUGUCGUGGAAACAGUUAUGCACCCAGCAGAUGCGGAGAUGCAGCGGCGGGUACUUUCACUUUCCUCCGCAGAUGUCAGUGUGUACACUCCACUAGAUGUAGAGACUGGCGUAGAGGAGAGCAGCGUGGCGACUGCACGGCGGGAAGAUAUUGUGGCUAUCGCCCCUGAUCAACUGGCAUCAGUGGCAACAGUGAUUGUAGAUCAAGUUAAGGAGCAGUUAGAAUUAAAUAAUUAUGUUGCAGAGGCUUCUCAUGAUGGACGCUCGGGAAGUAUUGUAAACGCCAUUGCAACUUGUCUGCGAGAGGAAAUAGAUCGUGUUGUUCUUCAAACACAUACACAAGAGGCAUCCUUUUCUCGCAUGCUUCAAGAUAGUUCUGAUUUAAUUUGUGCAAGGAUUGCAUCCGUUAUUCACGAAGAGCGACCCAAAUCUCAUGCAAAAGAUGCGAAAAAAGAUAAUCAAAACUUUUCGAUACUUUUACAAGAAGUGAAUCUAUCUAUGAAGAAACUAGAACAAUCCUUAAAGGAAGCUUUUGAAUCAAGCAUUACUGCCAAACAAGAGAAAGAUCCCAUUCCUGAGGAUUUGCGUGUUCAAAUUGUAACAGCCAUUGAACAGGCAACACGUAUACAACAAGAGAAUAUUUCUUUUUCUCUUGAAGAGAUAUUAGAAAAAAAAUUAACUCCACAAGGUCCACUACCACCUAAUCCUCCAACUCUUGAAGAAAUUGAAAAUGUUGUGAAAACAGGUAUGACACGUGCGAUGGAAGAUACACAAUCUGAAGUACGAGAAUUAAUACAAUCUCUACGUGAAAAAAUGAGUUCAGAAAGUACGGUAUCUACCAGUAAGGAUGAAGCGAGACUGGAGGGUUUAUUAGCUUCAUACGGGGAGCGGCUUGAGGAGAUGCGUGAGACCAGUUCCGGGUUUUCUGACUUGAAAGAACUCUUAAUGGAAGUUCACAGCCAUCAGCAAACAAACAUGACAGCAAUACAUGAUAUAGAGACACAGGUGAAAAAAUUAAAGAAAGAGCUCAUAAAUGCACUGCAUGAGUUAGCAGAAGGUUCCUCUAAAUCGGCGAAAGAAGAUGACAGAGAUGAUCGAUUCGGAGAGUAUUGUGAUAAGUUGGAUGCUUUGGCUGAUCGUGUAACCUCCAGAGUAGAGGAACAGCUGAAGCAGCAGCAUGAAGAUAUGAAAGAUCUCCCAACACGACUACUAGAACUAGAAAAGGUAAUUCGCGAAAGACGACAACCAGUUGUCGAACAUGUUCCCUCACCGCAGGAAUUUGACGAUGAACGUAUGAUUACAUUAGCACAGAGUAUUAGUGAUAGUAUUCUUGCUACUUUGGCUCAGCGUGAGGAAUUGUCCAGGAAAACAGUACAACUGAACUCAUCAACACCAGCACCAACACCAACACCAACACCAGCACCUGUAAUAACGCCACCAGUACCACAAUUCACAAAGGAUGAAUUAGCGGAAGCUGUAUCUACAGUACUUCGUCCUAAAUUGGAAGAACUAGCCGCGACGAUAGAAUCUAAACAUAAAAAGGAUACCACACCUUUGGAACUGGAUGAAUUUCCAACUCUUGUAAGCGACCAACAACUUGUCACCGUUGCUCAAACUAUCAGUGAUAGUUUGCGAGAUAUGGUAGAAGAUGUGGUUGCCAAGGCUACUACUACUAUUACUACUACUAUUACUGCUACUGCUACUACUACUGCUGCUACUACUAAUGAUACCAAAAUAACGGAUUUAACACAUAUGGAAGAAUAUAAAGAAUCUAUGCUGGAACGUUUGAAUGAUUUGAAACAAAGUAUUCUUGCAACCGUUCAGGAAGAGAUGGGACGUACCCAUGAGAUUGACUUGACACCGUUUCAAAACUAUCUUGAUGAAGUAAUUCAAGGAAUGAAAGAGGAAUGGAAUAAAAAACAAGAACUUACGGAGAACAAGAUUAAAUCUGUGGUUGAAUCCCUGGUUAUGCGAUUACAAGAGCAGCAUGAACAACAACAUAAUCAACAACGAGAACAACGUGAAGAACAACAUCAGGAACAAAAACAUCUGUUAGAGAAGGAAUUACAAGGUUUACAUAAAAGUAAUGAGGAAUUGCGGUCCAAUUCCCUCACAAUGGAGGAAUUGACAUCCAUCACAAAUCGUCUCUUAGCUGAAGUGAAAGGUGUUGUCAGUGGUGAAACAGCCUCUGUAUCGUCCUCACUUAACACAGUGUGUGAUAAACUUCGAGAAGUUACACAACAAUCAUCUACAGAUCUGAGUAAGAAACUGUCAUCUAUAGAGGCUUCAUUAGAUAAAUCACGAGUAGUGGAUCAGGAGAAUGAUCUUCGUGUGAAGAAAACUCUUGAAGAAGUUACAGCGAGUCUUGAAAGUGUAAAAGAAGGGAAUAAUUGGGCUGAACAAAAACUCUCGUCCCUCCAUAGUGCGGUUGCAGACAUGGUACAUCAAAGUGUAACGGCGGCUAGUGAGAUGAAGGCGCAGCUGACAGCUUCAGAGGAACGAGUAGGAGAACUAAACUCACAAUUGUCAACAGAACUCUCGCAACGUUUCAAUCAAUUGCAGACAGAAGUCUUAGAUGGAAGACAACGGAUAGAUGAGUUGAUUUCAUCUAGCGCAGACCAUAAAGGUAUGAUAUCUGCAGUGGAGGCAAUGCGGGUGAAACUUGAUACUGUGGGCCAAAUACUCGAAGAUAUGGCAGCAUCAAAAACUCUAUCACCACCAGUAACACAACAAGAAGAGCAACAAGAACAAAAAGAAAAACAACAAAAACAACAACAAGAACAAAAAGAACAUGUUAUGAAUGCCAUAUUAAUAGAACCGCAACUUGAGAGUCUUUCCGCUGCAACAAAGGAAAUACUAUCUGAGUUACAAAAAUUACGCCAUGCUCAGGAGACGUUAUCAUCAUCGGAGUCAUCACCAAAAUUGCAACAAGAACAACAAGAACAACCAUUGCCUUAUGUGGGGGUUACUAAAGAGACUUUAGAGGCAAUGGAAGGACGAUUAAGUGGACGUUUGGAUGCAGUUCAAAGUACGCUCGACAGUUUGAAAGAAAUUGAGGCAUCCGCUGCUCUUCCUUUGGAUGAAACACCAGAGCAAGUAUCUGAAACUAAAGAUGUUAAAGAUCGACUGGCGGAAAUUGAUGCCUUGAUUAAACUUGCAGGUGCCUCUAGGGGUGUGCAUGCAAAACAAAUACGUGAAAAACUUGUUGCUAUUCGGUCGUUUAUUGCCACGGCAAAGUUUGAAGAGGUGGAAAAGCGAGAUAUGGAGGAAUUUAUUAAAGUAUUGGAGAGUAAUCGUCUUAAGUUAAAGGAGGAUAUGGUAGGUAUAGAAUCUGAAUUGGUUGAGAAGGUGAAUGAAAGGAUUCAACAAAUACAAGAUAGUUUAUUACUUUCAUUGAAGCAAACUGUUGCUUCAUCAACCGAAUCUCAUGUACAACAACUUCAGAGCGAUUUUGAUACCAAGAGUAAUGAACUCAAGUCACAUCAAGAGCAACUUGUAAUGAAGCUUCUAGAUAGAAUUAAUGAAUUAGAGAAGUCACAGGGAGUAAGCAAUGCUGAAAUGACAGAAGAAAUGCGACAACGUCAGAAGGAGUGGCGAGACGCAUUGCAUCAUGUUCUCCAACAAGAUGUGCCAACGGCACUCCGCGGUACUGUGACGGAAGUGAUUGCGGAUCAACUUCACACUGUGCAAAAGCAGUUAUCCGAACAAAACACACGAGAAGAAAAGAGCAAUGCAACGUUGCUCUCAAGCAUACAACAGGUUUCACAGGAUUUAAGUCAACUAAAUGGUUUUGGCGGGGAAGUCCGUGCAGCAGUAAGUGGAGGAUCGGCACAAGUUAUUGAAGAACUUCGCCGCACACACGAGGGACUUGCCGAACGUAUUGAACGGCAUGUAAAAGAAGUAGUACAUCAACGGGGAACUGUUGAGACGCAGCCUUCUGUUUCUCACGUGGCUGUUGCGGAAACAACUGUUGAACAUACGCCUCAUACUUCUGCUGCAGUGAUGUACUCUGCACGAUUGCCUAUGUGGUGGUUGGUUGCAUUGUCAUUUGUUCUCAUUACCACUAUUAUGGCAGCUCUGUACUUUUUAAGCGCUGUGUUUCUUGUUAUGUUCGUACCUGUGCCACCACCAGAGGAAUUGUUGCUGAGCUCUUCUACAUCACCCACACCGCAAAAUAAUACUCCCGCGAAAAGACUAACGAGGUCGCGUGUGGUGGAUGAAGUGAUUCAGUAG
Trypanosoma theileri is the source of this 4398-nucleotide messenger RNA. RefSeq lists its product as uncharacterized. The record is from RefSeq and is a predicted model, not a curated record. The transcript has a single exon. The coding region runs from base 1 to 4398 and encodes 1465 amino acids. NCBI's taxonomy places the organism in Eukaryota, Euglenozoa, Kinetoplastea, Trypanosomatida, Trypanosomatidae.